AAGAAAGCAGAAGCACCAUCAUUUGCACACUCCUUACAGAUCACACACCUUAACCCUGACUUUUUAGCUCCAGUUUCUCAAAAGACGUGAAGUCAAGAUGAAGAACCAUUUGCUUUUCUGGGGAGUCCUAGCCAUUUUUGUUAAAGCUGUUCUUGUGACAGCCCAAGAUGAAGAUGGAAGGACUGUUCUUGUUGACAACAAAUGUCAGUGUGCCCGGAUUACUUCCAGGAUCAUCCCUUCUCCAGAAGAUCCUAAUGAAGACAUUGUGGAGAGAAACAUCAGAAUUAUUGUUCCUCUGAACAACCGGGAGAAUAUCUCUGAUCCCACCUCACCAGUGAGAACCAAAUUUGUGUACCAUUUGUCUGACCUCUGUAAAAAAUGUGAUCCUGUAGAAGUGGAGCUGGGUAAUCAAAUAGUUAUUGCCUCCCAGAGCAAUCUCUGUGAUGAAGACAGUGAGACCUGCUACACCUAUGACAGAAACAAGUGCUAUACAAAUCGGGUGCCAUUUACAUAUGGCGGUCAGACCAGAAUGGUGGAAACAGCCUUGACCCCGGAUUCCUGCUACCCCGACUAGUUAAGUCAUUCCUGACUGCACAGCUCCUUUUCUUGAAAGGCUCUUCAUUUUGAUCCGGAAAGUUAAUAUAUUUACUACCAAUGAAUUUGAAAUAGUGAUUUUUUUUGUUAAUAUAAAACUACCCACAAAUAGAAAUAGUAACAUUAUUUUUAUUGAAAUUAUUUUUCAACUCUAUGUUCUCAAAGUAUUGAAAUCUCUCCUAAUCCUUGCCCGAAGGGGUAUACUACCUUAAGAAUACAAUUCCUAGCAUUUAAAAAUAGACAAGAGGAGAAAAUUUCACUUUUUUUUUUUUUUUGGUCUUGCCUUGGAGAGCCAGAGCUUUUGCACCUUCUGCCCUAUUCUCUUUUUAAAAAGUAUUACUGUGCAGAGAAAAUUUAUAUGUAAACAUAGGUCAGUUACAUGUCUUCACUAGAAAAUUGGAAAACAUGUUUUGGAAAUAUUUGCAAAAAUAAUUUAAAAUGGGAUCUCCAUUUAUGAGACCAAUGAGCCGAAAGUGACAUAAUUAAAUGCAUAAUUGAAAAAUAUAUUUUGACAUAGUACAGAUUUGGUGGCAGAUGAUACAGACUUUUUUUUUUUUUUGAUAAUCAAGAUAGUGUAAGAAAUGCCCAUUGGAAAUCAUCUAUGUUGUAACUGAAUCUAAUGAAAUAUGUAUCCAAAAUAUGUAUUCUCUAGCACAGCUUGUACAAUUAAAUAGAUUCAUAAGCAUA
Ailuropoda melanoleuca (giant panda) is the source of this 1281-nucleotide messenger RNA. It is a transcript of the gene JCHAIN, whose product is annotated as joining chain of multimeric IgA and IgM. Gene Ontology annotation, molecular function: immunoglobulin receptor binding. The coding region runs from base 98 to 574 and encodes 158 amino acids. The transcript has 4 exons. Gene Ontology annotation, biological process: humoral immune response. Gene Ontology annotation, cellular component: pentameric IgM immunoglobulin complex. NCBI's taxonomy places the organism in Eukaryota, Metazoa, Chordata, Mammalia, Carnivora, Ursidae. The record is from RefSeq and is a predicted model, not a curated record.